GAGGGUGCUCAUGUCAUUUUAUGUCGCUACCCAUUUGCUUUUUAGCUCCAGUUCUCUGAGGAUAUCAGCUCAGACAUGAGCAGUCGCAGUAACUCGCUGGCACGGGAGUUCUUGACGGACGUCAACAGGCUGUGCAAUGCUGUGGUCCAGAGGGCAGAGGCCAAGGAAGAUGAAGAGGAAGAAACGCACAUGGCAGCACUGGGGCAAUACCUGGUUCAAGGCCGUGGAUUUAUUUUGCUUACCACACUGAACUCUAUUAUUGAUCAGGAGCUGACAUGUCGGGAAGAACUUCUCACUCUCCUCCUGUCACUUCUACCACUGGUGUGGAAAAUCCCCGUCAAAGAAGAAAAAGCAAUAGAUUUUAAUCUACCCUUUACAGUUGAUAUAUGCCUGACCAAAGAGAACACUUCAAGUUCUGUGAAAUCUACUCACGAUAAGUUAGAAUUAGAUGGAAAGAGUUGCUCUCCUCUUCAGGCUUCCGUAAAGCUAAAUCCUCGAUCUCGAAAAAGCGGGCGUCUUCGCAAGACCACCCAUCGUUACUCUGUGCGAGAUGCCAGAAGGUCUCAGCUGUCCACUUCGGAUUCAGAAGGCAAUUCGGAUGACAAGGCCACGGUCAUGAUGAAACACAGACGGGCCCAGUUCCUGCAGCCUUUUGUAACACGUCCUCCUAGGGACAACUGCCUUGUAGGGAGAAGUGACUGCCUACCAGCUGAAGCAGUAUCAAAUUCUAAUCCUGAUACCUCUAACCCAGAAAAUUCCAGCCAAAUUCCAGCACAGGAAUUAAAACUGGAGAUUUUGGAUGAGUCAGCUGCGGUGAUUGUUGAGAACAACAUGGACAACUCUCCAUUUGACUUAUGCCGUGUAUUACUGUCACUCCUGGAAAAAGUGUGCAAAUUUGAUGUGGCUUUGAAUCACAGUUCUGUUCUUACAGCUAGUGUGAUACCCACCUUAACUGAGUUCUUAUCAGGAUUUGGAGACUCUUGCACUGUGGGUAGCAGUGCAGAAAAUGAAGUAGUUUCUGCAGGGUGGACAGAAGAACCUGUGGCUUUGAUCCAAAGGAUGCUCUUUAGAACAGUGCUUCAUCUUUUGUCUUUAGAUAUUAGCAAUACAGAAACAAUGCCUGACAACUUACGAAGAAAUCUAACAGAUUUACUUAAAGCAGCAUUAAAAAUCAGAAUUUGCUUGGAAAAACAACCUGAUUUUUUUGUUCCAGGGCACAAAAAAACGCUACAGCAGCAGGUGUGGGAUGACUUAGUAUUUUCUAGCUAUCGUCACAGAGCCUUGCUUCUGCCUGAGAUACUGGAGGGUGUCUUGCAGAUUUUGAUCUGCUGCCUACAGAGUGCAGCCUCCAACCCAUUCUACUUUAGUCAAGCUAUAGAUCUGGUUCAUGAGUUCAUACAGCACCAAGGAUUUAAGCUAUUUGAAGUAACAGUGCUUCAAAUGGAAUGGCUAUGUAUGAAGAAUGAGGGAGUAACUGGGGAAGCCUCCGAGCACUUGAAAGCCCUAAUCAACAACAUCAUGAAAAUCAUCAGCACUGUCAAAAAAGUGAAGUCAGAGCAGCUUCAUCAAUCCAUGUGUACAAGAAAGCGGCACAGGCGAUGUGAGUACUCUCACUUCAUGCACCACCACAGAGAUCUUUCCGGGCUUUCUGUAUCUGCUUUUAAAAACCAAGCUUCCAAAAGCCCCUUUGAAACAGCUGAGGGAGAAGUUCACUAUCCUGACCGCUGCUGUUGCAUUGCUGUUUGUGCGCACCAGUGUCUGCACUUGUUGCAGCAAGUCUCUUUGAGCAGUACCUGUGUGCAGAUUCUCUCGGGGGUACACAACGUAGGAAUAUGCUGUUGUAUGGACCCAAAGUCUGUGAUUAUCCCAUUGCUUCAUGCUUCCAAGUUACCAAUAUUAAAAAACUUCCAGCAGCACAUAUUGAGCGUCCUUAACAAGUUUAUAUUGGAUCAGCUGGGUGGAGCUGAUGUUUCUCCAAAAAUUAUACAGGCGUCAUGCAAUAUAUGUACUAUUGACUGUGAUCAACUUGCUCUGCUGGAAGGUGCCUUGCAAGGCAACGCUGGUGACGUUGGUCUUGCCUCUAGUCCCUCUUGCAGAGUUCAGGGGAUUCUGCCUAGUAGUGGAUCUGAAGAUAUGCUCUUGAGAUGGGAUGCGCUGGAGGCUUAUCAGGACCUUGCUUUUGAAGAAGACAAACUACGUGGCAUGCAGAUUGCAAGCCAUAUAUGCCACUUGAUGCAAAAGGGAAAUGCAGUGGUCCAGUGGAAACUCUAUAACUGUAUUUAUAAUCCAGUGCUCCAGAGAGGUGUUGAGCUAGCUUGCUAUGCUCAACAAGUGGGAAUAACUACAGCUGCUAAACAUGUGUGUGGUUACCACAGCCAGGGUUUGCCUUAUGAAGUACUUCAGAUUUAUUUGCAGACACUCCCCGUGUUGCUUAAAUCCAGGGUAAUUAGAGACUCAUUUUUGAGCUGUAAUGGAGUAAACCAAAUGAUUGAAUUAAAUUACUUGGACACUGUAAGGAGCCAUUCUCUGAAAGUAUUAGAGACUUUGAUCCUCUGCCUUGGAGACCAGCAGAAAGACCAAGCAGUGGCAGAACUAGAAGCCUUGACCAGUGACCAGAAGGAGGCUGCCUCUGACUUGCCUGCUUCUCUUUGCAGCCAACACACCAUCUCAGAAGUUCCUCAAAGCCUCAGCAAGUUUUAUGCUGGCCUCAAAGAGGCUUACCCGAAAAAGAAAAAGUUUGUGAGUCAAGACGCUCAUGUCAACACAAUAAACCUGUUCCUCUGUGUUGCUUUUUUGUGUGUAAGUAAAGAAGGAGACUGUGAUCGGGAUUCAGCUAAUGACUCUGAAGACACUUCAGGAUACGAUAGCACAGCCAGUGAGCCACUAGGCCACAAGUUACCCUAUGUGUCACUGGAAAGCCUUGCUUUGCCUUCCCUAGAAUGUAUUCACAGGGCUGCAGAUAUUUGGUCCAUGUGUCGUUGGAUCUAUUUGUGUAGUCCAGUUUUCCAGAGACAGUUUCACAGACUUGGAGGGUUUGAUGCAUGCCACAGGUUACUAAUCCUCAUUAUUCAGAAACUUGCUAAGAGCAAGGAAAAGGAGCAAGAAAAAAAGGAGAGGGUAUUGAAUCAAAGCAACAAAAGUUUGCAUGGGAGCCCUCGUGCUGAACCUCUCACCAAGGAUGACUCUGCUCAGUUGGCUGAAAACGGAGAGUUGGCACAAUCAGAAUAUGACAGUUUUGAUAAAAAUACUGCUGAUGCAGAACAGCUGGUGUCAGAAUGUGUUUCCUGUGACAGCUCUUUGAGUAGGGAAGGCACUUCAGUUACUCCCGUUGCUAAUCUUGAAGAGAUGAAGCCUUCUGUGAGAGAAGAGGUUGAGUGGGCACUUCAGGGAAUCAGACUCCUUGAAGCUCUGCUGACAAUCUGUCUGCACAGUGUGAGCAGUAUGCAGAAGACAGAAAUGGAGUCGUUUCACCAGAACACUUGUGUGGAUGAUAUUUUACUUGAAGUAAGAGACCAGCUUGCUCAAUCAAAAGUGAUAGAAAGCGACUUGGCAAAGCCUCUGUUGGAUUCACUGCUUCGUGUCGCGUUGGGCACAUAUUCUGCUGAUUUGGAUCACUCUGAAGAAAAACUUGAAAAGCCCCAUCACACUGACAAGGAGCCUGUUCCACAACCUGAAGACAUUUCAGAAGAAGCUGAGGAGUCACAGUGCUGCAGUCUUAAACUUCUUGCCGAAGAGGAAGGAUAUGAAGCAGACAGUGAAAGUAACACUGAUGAUAAUGAAACCGAGGGUGACG
This is a messenger RNA of Tinamus guttatus (white-throated tinamou), 3793 nucleotides long. The record is from RefSeq and is a predicted model, not a curated record. NCBI's taxonomy places the organism in Eukaryota, Metazoa, Chordata, Aves, Tinamiformes, Tinamidae.